AGCGCCGAGAGCGGGGAGGCGGGCGGCGGGCGGCGCGAGGGCCAUGCCGCGCCUGCGCCCGCGCCCCCUGCGGCCGCCGCCGCCGCUGCCGCUGCUGCUGCUGCUGCUCCUGCUCCUGCCGCGGCCCGGCGCCCCGGGAGCCCGCGACGACGCGAGCCCGCCGGACGGGGCCCGGGAGCCGCUCCAGGGCCUGCGCGAGCGGCUGAGGGCGGCCGCCGCCCUGUCCCGGCGCUACUGGGCGCUCCUGCGCUGCCGCGUGUGGCCCGACGACUGCGAGCGCGACGGGGAGGCUCGCGCGGCGCCCCCGGGCUGGAGCCUUCCCCUGUUGGGCCAGCAGUACCUGGCCAUCCUGACCUCGUGGUACUGCAGCUUCCAGGAUUGCUGCGACAGUGGGGACUGCAGGAUCUCCAACAACUUCACAGGCCUAGAAUCGGACCUGAGCAUACGACUGCACGGCCAGCACCUGGCCCGGGAGCUGGUCCUGACCGCAGUGAGGGGCUAUCUGGAGCUGCCCCGGCCAGACAAGGCCCUGGCACUGUCCUUCCACGGCUGGUCUGGCACGGGCAAGAACUUCGUGGCACGGUUGCUGGCAGAGAACCUGUACCGGGACGGGCAGAGGAGUGACUGUGUCAAGAUGUUCAUCGCCACCUUCCACUUUCCUCACCCGAAGUACGUGGACCUGUACAAGGAGCAGCUAACGACUCAGAUCAAGAAGACGCAGGAGCGCUGCCACCAGACCCUGUUCAUUUUCGAUGAGGCUGAGAAGCUGCAUCCAGGACUGCUGGAGGUCCUCAGGCCACACCUGGAACGCCAGGCUCCCGAGAACCACAGGGCUAAGUCCCGGAAAACCAUCUUUCUUUUUCUCAGUAAUCUUGGCGGCAAUAUUGUCAAUGAGGCUGUUCUGAAUCUGCUUCAGGCCGGAGGGUCCCGGGAAGAAAUAAAAUUGGAACAGCUGGUGCCCCGGCUUCGGGCCGAGAUCGAGCAGUCCACAGAUAGUGGCUUUGGCCAUAGCUGUCUUGUCAAGGAGAACCUGAUUGACUUCUUCGUCCCCUUCCUGCCCCUGGAGUACCGCCACGUGAGGCUGUGUGCACGUGACGCUUUCCUGAGCCAGGAGCUCCUGUACACAGAAGAGGCACUGGAUCAAAUUGCCAAGAUGAUGGUGUAUGUCCCCAAGGAGGAACAACUCUUCUCUUCUCAGGGCUGCAAAUCUAUUUCCCAGAGAAUUAACUACUUCCUGCCUUGAGGGCUAGAGGAAGACUUCCUGAAGCUGCCUGCCUUCGGCUCACAGGACCCUGGGGCCUGUCAGGGCACUGUCUGGGACUAUGAGGGCAGGAGGGGCGGGGUGGCCUCCAGCCGUCACACACAGAAGGUGUAUAAAAAGGAAGGCCUUAAAUCAGAAACAGAGCCAAUGUUGUAAAUCACUUGGUGCCUUAAAGAGCCACGUUCCAAAAUGCGGGCCAGGUGGUUGGAGAAAACCACAUGCAGAAUAAAUCCCAAGGACUUACUAGCAUCUCAGCUCUUGCCUGCAGAUGCCUGGACUUGGGUGCGAGGCCUGAGGUUGGAGGACCCUUGCUGACAGGAAAGGGAAAAUUCAGUUCUGCUUACGAGUGGCAGGCUGCGCACCUCAGGUUUGCAGGGCAGGUGGGUCAGCUUUCAGGUUGUUGCCAGAGGGAAGCUGAGCACCUUCUGUCCCUGAGCAGAUCAGCAAAGAGCCUCAGGCUGAAGAAAGGGUACGUGGAGGAAGAAUAUAUACACAGGUCGGUGUAGGUUAAGACUUGUUCUCUUGUAGAUCUAAAAGAAAAAUUUAAGCUAGGGGCUUUGACACGGCUGUGUCACGUGUAAGGAUUAAAUUUUGUAUUUUUCGAA
This is a messenger RNA of Nyctereutes procyonoides (raccoon dog), 1866 nucleotides long. RefSeq names its product torsin family 3 member A (gene TOR3A). The transcript has 6 exons. Gene Ontology annotation, cellular component: endoplasmic reticulum lumen; nuclear envelope. Lineage: Eukaryota; Metazoa; Chordata; Mammalia; Carnivora; Canidae. The coding region runs from base 44 to 1243 and encodes 399 amino acids. Gene Ontology annotation, molecular function: ATP binding; ATP hydrolysis activity. The record is from RefSeq and is a predicted model, not a curated record.